AUGCCUGCGGGUUUCCAGCUUUGUCCUCUGUUGCCCGCCAAAAGUGCCCGAUUGGAGACCCCGCAUUCCGCGUGGCCAGUGACGUGUUUUGCGACGCUUUCCAUCGCCAUCUCGACGUUGUCCACCGCAGCACCCACCCCAAAGUCAACCAUCAUGUGGCUCGCCGGUGCCGUCCUCACGGCUCUCGCGGGCACCAGUGCCGUCUCGGCAUCGCUCUCGCCCCCCUUCAGCGUCACCGUCGAGACUUCGUGGGCCGCGCCUCCCCUGCUCCUCGAGAUUCUCGAGGUGGCCCACGAUGAAGACCCAUCAGCAUACUUCCCUCUCCUCAAGCUGCUUACAAAGCACUCACUCACCCUCGGUCCUUCCCCCACUCCGCAAAAGGUCCUCGAGACAGCUCUUGAUGUGGUCCACUCGCACGACAUCCUCCCCAAGCCCGGCUCGAGGAGCACGUUCGAGCUCGCCCUCGCGCUGCACACCGCCGCUCCCCGCAUUGCCGCCGCUUAUGCAGACUAUACCGUCGACGAAGCCAAGCUCGAUGUCGCCGGUUGCGCGUCCUGGGUAGAGUGGCGCGGCAAGGGAUUCUGCGAUGCCGAGCAGCUUCAGCGUGAUGUCGAGAGGAGUAUUGACGAGCGUGGCCGUGCUCCUGACCCGCGCACUCCCUCUCGCCCGUUUGACCGCGUCUCUCACUCGCCUCUCGGGGACGGACCCCAAGCUGUCCUCUACUAUUCCCCGUCGCCCGAAGCGCUGCCUCUCCUCGAGUACCUCGACACCCACGCGCGCGCGUACCCUGCCUUCCAGUAUGUGGUGCGGUACCGCCCUUUCCCGGCCGACGAGUCGUCGGAUGCCCCUCGCGCUCCUCGCACCCCUUUGGCCGGUUACAGCGUCGAGAUGGCGCUCAAGAACACGGAUUACCUUGUCGUCGACGACCGCAUCACCGCGGGUGGAGACGGCGCGCAGACUGCAUUCAAGGACUCCAAGGACGCAUCCAGAUCCAACCCCUUUAGCGAGAUUCUCGGUGAAGACCCAUGGUCUGAGAGCGCCAUUCCUCUCGCCAAGGAGGAGAUCCUAGACCUGGGUCUGAAGGCUGUGGCUCUCAUCAAGGCUGCCGACAAGCCUCUGGACGCGUUCAUUGAGUUGUCCCAGGAUCUGCCAAAGUACUCUGCUGCUCUGGCCAGGCAUGUUGAGGUCCCCGAGGACAUUCGCAAGACUUCCCAGAGGCUGGCAGUUAGGCAUCCUCUGGGUCCUGCGGCCUUCCUCAACGGUCGAGUGCUCAAGGACACGGAAAUGAAUGCAUUUGGUCUCCUCAAGGCCGUCCGCCGCGAGCGCGAUAUCAUGACCUCUCUCCUCGCCAUUGGCUACACUCCCAAGCAGGCCUUCCAACUCGUCUCGGACGAGCUGAUCGGCCACGCUGAGACGGAACAUGACCCUCUGGAGGGACUUGUUGAUGUCUCUGACCGCAUUGAGGGCGGCGGUGUCAUCACCUAUGUCAACGACAUUGAAAAGGAUCGCCAGUACGCUCGUUGGUCGCCGUACAUGCAGGAAUACCUGCGCCAGAUCUACCCGGGCCAGCUGCACCUUGUGCGCAAGAAUACCUGGAACACGGUUUUGGUUGUCGACCUCGCUACCGCCCGCGGCAUUGAGGCAAUCGCUUCCACGGCUGGAUCUAUGCUGCAGCGUAAUGUGCCUAUCCGCUUUGGUGUGGUGCCGCUCUUUGGCCACGUCAAUGAAGAUUCGGGACAAAUUGCACGUCUCGUGCUCUACAUCUCUGGCAAGUGGGGCGCGAUGAAGACUCGCGAGUUCCUCAACAUUAUCCACGCCUCGGUCCCCAAGGGAUCGUCCCCCAUGAUCCGUGUUCACCCACAGGUUAUGCAGGGGGCCUACGAGCGUGUCGCCCGCGGUGAGGGUCUCACCUUUGAGGAGGUUAUGGAGAGCCCCGAGUUGGCCACCCAACUUGAGGUGACCUUGAAAUACCUUAACCGUAUCGGUGCGUCCAGGGAUGACUCGCCACUGGGUUCAGUCUACGUCAAUGGAAAGUACGCCGCCUUUAGUGGAACCUGGACACAGCACCUCACUGGCACGCUGUCCCAGCAUCUCAACCACAUUCAGGAGAUGGUAGCUAGCGGCGUCGAUUUUGAGGAAGGCGACGGCGAGGUGGCAACCUACUUCUACGAUCUCCCCACUACCGCCAAGCACCGUAACCGCCACAUUGUGCCAACUGAGGAAUCAACACUCCGUAUAUUCAACCUCAUGGAUAUCUUCCCCGACAACACCGAAUAUAUUGACACCGAGUUUAUGUACCCUGAUGCUGAGGACGCCGGUACGCCCCUCACGACUUGGAUCGUCGGCGACCUUGACAGCGACGAUGGCCGCUCUCUCGUCCUCGACGCCGUUAAACACAUCCAGGGUCCUGAAGCGUCUUCUCGUCUCGGCUUCAUCCACGUUCCCAGCCCCGAGAGCUCCAACGUCCAAGGAUACCGUCUCUCGACCCUUCUCUUCCAGUUUUAUGAGUCUGGCGCAUUUAGCCUGGUCAAGCCAGACCAGUUCCAGUCUAUCCUCGAGGAGAUUGAGACGAAGGGUAACGUCAUUGACGGUGGCGACAUUUCUGCCCAGUCCAACACCGACCCCCUCAACGUCCUCACCGCCGACGGGUGGAACGUCGCCGACGCCGCCCGUGCUGCCGAGUUCUGGAAGCUCGGCACCGCCGUUGCCGAUUCGCUUGGACUGCAGAGCACCAAGCCGCAUAUUCUGAUGAAUGGCCGCCUUGUUGGUCCCCUCACUGCUGACGAGUUCUCGGAGGUCGACUUUGACACUCUCGAGGUGUACGAGCUCCGCAAGCGCGUGCACCCCGUCAUCAACCUCGUCCAGACUUUCUGGGAGGAUCCCAAGGAGCUCAGCCGUGACACAGUCGCGGGCAUCGUCUCGCUCACGUCGUCUGUUAUUGCGUGGGCAUACCAGGCCACUGGUGCUGAGGGCAUCUUUAUCCAGGCCCCCGGUCCCCGUAGCCGCGGAUACGAGCAGAUUGACGAUGGCGAGGUGUCGUUCACUAUCGGCGACUCGUCGACGGCCCUCUUCCACGUCGCGGCCAUCAUUGACCCCCUGUCCGAGUUGGCUCAGCGCUGGACUCCUCUUCUCAAGCUCCUGGCCAACAUUGACCAUGUGGCCGUUACCGUCUACCUUGACCCCAACACAAAGGCCACCGACUUCAACGUCAAGCGCUUCUACCGCUCUGCCGUCCCGUCGACUCUGCACUUUGACGUGGACGGCUACGAGGUCGCGCCGGCCGUGACCUUUAGCGACCUUCCCUCGACGCCCAUCUUCACGCUUGCCCUUGACACCCCCGGCUCGUGGGUUGUCCGUCCCAAGGAUUCGCCCCUGGACCUGGACAACCUCCUCCUCGGUCGCCUGUACGAGCCCACUCAUGUCCAAUUCGACCUCUACCAGCUUGUCCUGGACGGCCACGGUCGUGAGGGGGGUAACGUGCCCCCACGCGGUCUCCAGCUGCAGCUCAAGGACGGCGACGACGUCGUCUCAGACACCCAGGUCAUGGCCAACCUCGGCUACUUCCAGUUCAAGGCCACUCCUGGAGUGUACAACCUCGCGAUCCGCCCUGGACGCGGUGAGGAGGUGUAUGACGUUGAGAGCGUUGGUGGCGACGGAUGGGACUCGCCUACUGUCAACAUCACCGGUCCCUCUGUUACCGUUGACGCGUUGGACGGCACGACAAUCUACCCCCGCUUUGCCCGUCAGCCAGGCAUGGAGAACGCCGACGUGCUCGCCGAGAGCGUAGUGCCCGAGUCGUUUUCCAGUUCGGUCCUUUCCCGCAUGAAGUCGAUGGUGGGCCUCAACGAGGUCAAGCCCAAGUCGCGCCAUGCCGAUAUCAACAUUUUCACCGUUGCCAGUGGUCUCCUUUAUGAGCGUUUCGCGUCAAUCAUGAUUCUCUCGGUCAUGAAGCACACGGACAGCACGGUCAAGUUUUGGUUUAUUGAAAACUUCCUCUCGCCCACGUUCAUCAAGUUCAUUCCCCACUUGGCCGAGGAGUAUGGCUUUGAGUAUGAGCUCGUGACAUACAAGUGGCCUUCGUGGCUGCGUGCGCAGACUGAGAAGCAGCGCAUCAUUUGGGCGUAUAAGAUUCUCUUCCUUGACGUCCUCUUCCCCAUGGACCUCGACAAGGUCAUCUUUGUGGAUGCCGACCAGAUCGUCCGCGUGGAUAUGAAGGAGCUCGUCGACGUCGACCUCCACGGCCACGUAUACGGCUAUCCGCCGAUGGGCAACGACCGCGUCGAGAUGGAGGGCUUCCGGUUCUGGAAGACUGGAUAUUGGAAGGAGGAACUGCGCGGCCUGCCGUACCACAUUUCGGCCCUGUACGUCGUGGACCUCAAGCGGUUCCGUCAGCUGGCGACUGGCGACCGUCUUCGCGGCCAGUACCAGGCCCUCAGCGCCGACCCGAAUAGUCUCGCCAACCUGGACCAGGACCUGCCCAAUUCCAUGCAGCGCCAGAUCCCAAUCUUUACCCUCGACCAGGACUGGCUGUGGUGCCAGACGUGGUGUUCGGACGAGAGCCUCGCGACAGCCAAGACGAUCGACCUUUGCCAAAACCCUCUCACCAAGGAACCCAAACUGGUGCGCGCGCGCCAGAUUCCCGAGUGGGACGUGUAUGAUCGCGAGAUUGCUGCCUUUGCAGCGACCCUCGGCAGCGGCGAGAGUGGUGCGCUGGCGGCCAACGUAGACGACCUCGCUGCUGGGCCCGGUUCGGCUGCGGCCAAGCACCAGGAGAAGGAGGCCGCUCUGGAACCAGAGCCUCACGCAGACGCAGACAUCGAGGGUGCGCCCCAUGAUGAACUGUAG
This is a messenger RNA of Apiotrichum porosum, 4845 nucleotides long. RefSeq lists its product as uncharacterized. Gene Ontology annotation, molecular function: UDP-glucose:glycoprotein glucosyltransferase activity. The transcript is spliced from 11 exons. The record is from RefSeq and is a predicted model, not a curated record. Gene Ontology annotation, cellular component: endoplasmic reticulum. Bases 1 to 4845 code for a protein of 1614 amino acids. NCBI's taxonomy places the organism in Eukaryota, Fungi, Basidiomycota, Tremellomycetes, Trichosporonales, Trichosporonaceae.